UGUUAAGCCCAAUCAGUGCCUGCUGCCUCCAGGCCCAGGGGAUCUGGAGUGAUGUUACUCAAUGCAUCAUGCUGCUGAAUCCCCCAGGGGCCAACACAAUGGAAUGAGCUCUCUCUGCUGACCUCUGAGCCCUCUUUAUGGCACUAGAAUUGACUCAAGCAUUAUCAAUCCUGGCAGAUUAACUAGUGAGUUUCUAUAUCCCUUCUAAUCAGCUUUACCAGCUUCCACCAUGGCUUCUAGUGACCCCAGUGCUGCUUCCCCAAAGGAUGAGGAGCAGGAGAACAUAGCAAACCGGGUGGCCAACCUGCCUUUGGUCAGCUCUGCCUACGACAUGGUCUCCACGGCCUACACCUCCACCAAAGAGAGCCAUCCCUACGUCAAAUCCGUCUGUGACGUGGCAGAGAAAGGCAUGAAGACCAUGGCCACGGCUGCGGUCAGUGGUGCCCAGCCGAUCCUGAGCAAACUUGAGCUGCAGAUCUCCACAGCAAACGAGUAUGCAUGCAGGGGGCUGGAUAAGCUGGAGGAGAAGCUGCCAAUCCUUCAACAGCCAACGGAUAAGAUCAUCUCCAAUACCAAAGACCUGGUGACUGCCACGGUGACUGGGGCAAAAGAUGCCAUGAGCAACACCAUGACCGGGAUGGUGGAUAUGACCAAAGGGGCUGUCCAGGGGAGUGUGGAGCUGACCAGAUCAGCAGUGACCAGUGGUGUGAACACAGUCAUGGGCUCAGCGGUGGGCCAGAUGGUGGUGAGCAGCAUGGGUGCUGUGCUGGGCAAGUCAGAAGAGCUGGUGGAUCACUACCUUCCUAUGACUGAUGAGGAACUAGCUAAACUGGCCACAUCUGUGGAAGGCUUCGAAAUGGCAUCUGUGGAGCAGCAGAAGCAGCAGCAGAGUUACUUCGUACGCCUGGGGUCCCUGUCCUCCAAGCUCCGCCACCGAGCCUACCAGCACUCCCUGGGCAAGCUGAGGCAUGCCCGGCAGAGCACCCAAGAGGCUCUGUCCCAGCUCCACCAAACCAUAGAACUGAUUGAGCACACCAAGCAGGGUGUUGAUCAGAAGCUCCGUGAUGGCCAGGAGAAGCUGCACCAGAUGUGGCUGGAGUGGAGCCACAAGCAGCCAAGUCAGAGAAAGGAGAUGGACUCUGUGCAGCCAGAGGUAGAGGAGCAGGCGCUAGUCAUGUCCCGCAGCCUCGCCCAGCAACUGCAGACCACCUGCCUGACUCUGGUGUCCAGCCUGCAAGGCCUCCCUGCUGACCUCCAGGACAAGGCGCAACUGGUUCGUCACCAUGUUGACGAACUACGUGCUUCGUUCUCCGCUGCUGGCUCCUUCCAUGAUUUGACUGGCAGCGUCUUGGCCCAGAGCCGUGAACGAGUGACCAAGGCCCGCAAGCUGGUGGAUGAGCUGAUGGAUCAUGUGGUGCAUAAUGUCCCCCUUUCUUGGCUAGUGGGACCCUUUGCCCCAUCAGGCAAGCAGCAGGAGGAAGUGGAGAUGGAGCAGUGUCCUGCAGAUUGAGGACUCAAAAGAGGCUCUCCUAAGCAUAGAGCUUCAUUUGGGACAGGGAGGGGUUAACUCAUGCCACUUGUCA
Gopherus flavomarginatus (Mexican gopher tortoise) is the source of this 1583-nucleotide messenger RNA. RefSeq names its product perilipin-3-like. The record is from RefSeq and is a predicted model, not a curated record. Lineage: Eukaryota; Metazoa; Chordata; Testudines; Testudinidae. The coding region runs from base 230 to 1510 and encodes 426 amino acids. The transcript is spliced from 7 exons. Gene Ontology annotation, cellular component: cytosol; lipid droplet. Gene Ontology annotation, biological process: positive regulation of triglyceride storage; lipid storage.